Theobroma cacao (cacao) is the source of this 1246-nucleotide messenger RNA. RefSeq names its product stromal cell-derived factor 2-like protein precursor (gene SDF2). The record is from RefSeq and is a predicted model, not a curated record. Lineage: Eukaryota; Viridiplantae; Streptophyta; Magnoliopsida; Malvales; Malvaceae.
GUGUCAUUAUUAUAUUGGAUAAUUUCAUGUCACUCCAACGUGUCAAAGAAAGCUUCCCGGUCCUCUUCCCUCCCCUCCAAAAACACGAUCCCCGCUACCCCAGAUCCAUUGAAAACCCUUCGCUAAAACCGUUAAUUUUCCGUUAGAUCUGAAAAAAAAAAAAAAUUCCUCCACCGUGGCGCCGUCGGGGCCGCAAGCCGUCUCUCGCAGAAAACCUUCUUCGUCGUCAGAACCACCGUCGUCGUCCAGUCCAGGUGCGAGCAGAGUAGAGCAAAGACAACAUUCUAGAAAGAAUCUGAACGUCUAUUAUCCAUUUUGGCAACAGAAUUGGUUCAUCGGAUUACUUUUUGUGAUGGCGAUAGGAUUCUUCGGUCUCGCCCUCUUCCUCUUCCUCACACUCGAUUUCGAUCAAGGUUCUCCUUCCACCGCCUCCGCCGCCUCCUCCUCUCAAAACGUCGAGAUUACCUAUGGGACGAUUUUAAAGCUGAUGCACGAGAAAACAAAAUUUAGGCUGCAUUCACACGAUGUGCCGUACGGGUCUGGAAGUGGACAGCAAUCCGUUACCAGUUUUCCUAACGUCGAUGACUCCAACAGCUACUGGAUUGUUAGGCCUAUGCCGGAUACAUCUACUAAACAAGGAGAAACCAUUCCAAGUGGGACUAUAAUUAGGUUGCAACACAUGAGGACUAGAAAAUGGCUGCAUAGCCACUUGCAUGCAUCCCCAAUAUCAGGCAACCUAGAGGUUAGCUGCUUUGGAGGAGAAUCAGAAUCCGAUACUGGCGAUUAUUGGAGGCUCAUUAUUGAGGGAAGUGGGAAGACUUGGAAGCAAGAUCAAAGGAUUCGGCUUCAGCAUGUUGACACUGGUGGCUACCUGCAUAGUCAUGACAAGAAAUACGCCAGAAUAGCUGGUGGACAGCAAGAGGUUUGUGGUGUUCGAGAAAAGCGUGCUGAUAACGUAUGGUUGGCAGCAGAGGGUGUGUAUCUCCCCAUUACUGAAAGCAAGUAAUAUUGAUAUGUUUAACUGAUCGCUACUUUGUAGAAGCAGGUGCAUGGGUUUUGGAUUUGUAGGUGGCUGGUUCCUGUUACCAUAGUAACUGUAGCUAUUUUACGAAAUCAAAUAGUAUAUUUUUGCAGAACAACUUUUGUCUGCUGAAUACUAUAUUAUGCAUGCUUGUGUACCUUGAGACAAUACUGAUUAGAUGUAGCCCUUCUAAUGAUUAAUGAGUUCUAUUUUUUUCACUAUAAA